AUGGAGUAUACGAAGUGGGACUGGGAGAACUUCGCUAUGUUCGGUUCAAAAGCUAGUGAUAGCCCCAAGAAGGUGCAAUCAGCAGACUGGAUGGUCAUGGAUGAUGGGGAAAUUUCGUUCAAUUUGUCUGGGGGCGGCGGGAAUAGUGGUGGUUCUGGUUCGGAAGUUGGGCAUCGUUCUUCAGCUAAGUGCUCAAUAUCAGCUUCUACAGAUUCUUUACCUAAGGACGGGAUGAAAAUUCCCAAUUUUAAGUUUGAGGCAUUCGAGAGCUCUGCUGGAGAUUUUGGCAAGAACAUUGAAAGCACCAGAAAUGAGGUGUCUGGAACUUCAUUAUUGGAAACUUCCGUGGGCUCUGCAGAACCGCUGAUUGGUCUGAAACUCGGGAAGCGAAUGUACUUUGAGAACAGCAGUGCUGGAGGCAGUGUCAAGAGUGCAUCCUUUACUGUGGUUCCUACUUCAUCCACCUCUAUAACAAAGAAAUCAAAAUCAUCUGCUCCAAAUGGGCCUAUUCCACGCUGUCAAGUCGAAGGCUGUAACAUGGAUCUUUCCGCAGCAAAAGAUUAUCAUCGGAAGCAUAGAGUUUGCAACAUCCAUUCAAAAUGCCCAAAGGUUAUUGUAGGAGGUCAUGAGCGUCGGUUUUGUCAACAGUGUAGCAGGUUCCAUGGUGUGUCAGAAUUUGAUGAAAAGAAGCGAAGCUGUCGUAGGAGACUUUCUGAUCACAAUGCACGGCGCCGUAAACCACAACAGGAAUCUAUCCAGUUUAAUUCAGGAAGGCUCACCUCGCCGUUCUAUGAUGGCAGGCCACAGAUGGAUUUUUUCUUGAACAAUGCUCCACUUAUUCACUCUAGAACGGCUACAAAUUCAGCCUGUGGUAGCACCUGCAGCUCAAAAUUUACACUAACAGAAGUGUUUCCUUCAAAGCCUGACAAAGCUGGAGGCCUUGAUGGGCAAGUGCACGUGCCAGGAAUUCAGCCGCCACAUACCAUUAGUAUGCAUGAUAACGUAUCCAAUGGCUCCACAUCCGAGGUUUUAAAUCCAGGUUUCAAGGGAUCCAUCUUCUCGUCCCAUUUAGAAGCAGCACCGGAGUACCGUUGUGCUCUCUCUCUUCUGUCAAGAAAUUCCUGGGGUCCAUGUGAGCCUGAAUCCAUUAUACUAAACAACCCUAUCAACGAAAGUGGCACCAGCAUGCCUCAGCCUGUAAUGCAUGCAAUCCCAGAAGGCUUGCCCCUCACUUCUGCAGAAUUAUGGCAGACUGCACAGCUGCCGACUAAUCCCCUUCAUUGCAUUCGGUCUUUGAGCAUUAGAACGUUUGAUAUUAAGGCCAUAUCAACAAUUUUGAUUGGAGCAGCAAUGUUUUCGGAGAAUUAA
This is a messenger RNA of Fraxinus pennsylvanica, 1368 nucleotides long. The record is from the annotation of a GenBank genome assembly. Lineage: Eukaryota; Viridiplantae; Streptophyta; Magnoliopsida; Lamiales; Oleaceae.